UGGCUGUCAGUCGGAUCCGAGAACGACGAUUGGCUUUCCUUGACCGUCCCUCAAGCACCUCCCCGGAGAUGGUCUGAGGUGGGAGAAGAGCUGAAGAGACCCGGAGCCGACGGAUGGGUGAAGGCCAUGCCGCCUCCUGGGAAAGUUCCUCGGAAGGAGAAUCUGUGGCUCCAGUGUGAGUGGGGGUCCUGCUCCUUUGUGUGCUCAGCCAUGGAAAAGUUCUUCGAGCAUGUCACUCAGCACCUGCAGCAGCACCUGCACGGCCCUGGGGAGGAGGAGGAAGAGGAAGAGGAGGAUGACCCACUUGAGGAAGAAUUCUCCUGCUUGUGGCAGGAAUGUGGCUUUUGUUCUCUGGACAAUUCUGCUGACCUCAUCCGCCAUGUCUACUUCCACUGCUACCACACCAAGCUGAAACAGUGGGGGCUGCAGGCCUUGCAAAGCCAGGCUGACCUCGGCCCCUGCAUCCUGGACUUCCAGAGCCGGAACGUCAUCCCUGAUAUCCCUGACCACUUCCUGUGUCUGUGGGAGCACUGUGAGAGUUCCUUCGACAAUCCUGAGUGGUUUUAUCGGCAUGUGGAAGCACACAGUCUGUGCUGUGAAUAUGAAGCAGUCGGCAAGGACAACCCUGUGGUGCUGUGUGGCUGGAAAGGCUGUACCUGCACCUUCAAGGACCGCAGUAAACUUCGGGAGCACCUCCGCAGCCAUACCCAGGAGAAAGUGGUAGCCUGCCCCACCUGUGGGGGCAUGUUUGCCAACAAUACCAAGUUCUUAGAUCACAUCCGUCGCCAGACCUCAUUGGAUCAGCAGCACUUCCAGUGUUCUCACUGUUCCAAGAGAUUUGCCACAGAGCGGCUGUUGCGGGACCACAUGCGCAACCAUGUGAAUCACUAUAAGUGCCCUCUGUGUGACAUGACCUGCCCGCUGCCUUCUUCCCUCCGCAACCACAUGCGCUUUCGUCACAGUGAGGACCGGCCCUUUAAAUGUGACUGUUGUGACUAUAGCUGCAAGAAUCUUAUUGACCUCCAGAAGCACCUGGAUACCCACAGUGAGGAGCCAGCCUACAGGUGUGAUUUUGAGAACUGCACCUUCACUGCUCGCUCCCUCUGCUCUAUCAAGUCCCAUUACCGCAAAGUACACGAAGGAGACUCUGAGCCAAGGUACAAAUGUCAUGUGUGUGACAAAUGCUUCACACGGGGCAACAACCUCACCGUGCACCUUCGCAAGAAGCACCAGUUCAAGUGGCCCUCAGGGCAUCCCCGUUUUCGACCUUUUUUGUCUUCAACUCCUGUCACUUGGAAUCCAGGACUUCUUCCAUCCCUCAUGUUUGUUCCUUACUUUGCCAGCCUCCACGCCAUUUCUGUAUCCCCCUGCCUGGAUUUGCUGCCCUUUAUGCUCCUACCUCACCAGGUACAAGGAACAUGAAGAUGGCUAUAUGCGGCUGCAGCUGGUUCGCUACGAGAGUGUAGAGCUGACACAGCAACUGCUGCGGCAACCACAGGAGGGAUCGGGCCUGGGAACGUCGCUGAACGAGAGCAGCCUGCAGGGCAUUAUUCUGGAAACAGUGCCAGGGGAGCCAGGACGUAAGGAAGAGGAAGAGGAGGGCAAGGUUGGCGAUGGGACAGCCCUCUCAGCCUCUCAGGACAACCCCAGUUCUGUCAUCCAUGUGGUGAAUCAGACCAAUGCCCAAGGCCAGCAAGAGAUUGUCUACUAUGUGCUGUCUGAAGCCCCAGGAGAGCCUCCCCCAGCCCCUGAGCCACCCUCAGGGGGCAUCAUGGAAAAGCUUCAAGGAAUAGCUGAGGAGCCAGAGAUCCAGAUGGUUUGAAGGCCGCAGAGCCAGACUAUUUCUUCUCCAGGUCCUGGAGUUUGAGCCAGGCAAGUGGCUGUGCCCCUAGUGGACAACCGUUGCCAAUGGAUGCCUUUAGGAGUGGUGCUGAGAGCAGUGUGGUCCACUCUGGUCUGGGUUUGCAUCAUUCUAUGGACUCUAAAGACUUCCCUUUUCUGCCAGACUGCAUUUUGUGGGGAGCCUGAGGACUUUGGAUUCUUUGAGGGGAUCCUAGAUGUGUGUGUUCUUGUUAAAGAGGCUGUUAUCAGGCUUAACCAUAACCCUCAAGACAUGCUUGACGGUGAUUAAAUCCUUAGCUCACAUCCAUUCCCAUCUUUAGGGCUCCUUAGGCCCAAAGAUGGCAUGUGACUGGUCCCUACAAGGGUCCUUUCUUUGUCGCCAGCCAAGGCAUUGAGAACCAAUUAGCCAUUUUCCUCUUAAGGUUUCCUCUACAACCCCAAGGACUUUCAUGAUUAUCCUCAGGGACAGGAUAGGAGGCAUUGAGCGUGUUUAUUAACAAAUUGUUUUUGGUAAUAAAAGAAAUGCUUGGACUCUUA
Messenger RNA from Macaca mulatta (Rhesus monkey), 2379 nucleotides. Lineage: Eukaryota; Metazoa; Chordata; Mammalia; Primates; Cercopithecidae. The record is from RefSeq and is a predicted model, not a curated record.